Molecule: messenger RNA, 1168 nt
Organism: Manihot esculenta (cassava)
Lineage: Eukaryota; Viridiplantae; Streptophyta; Magnoliopsida; Malpighiales; Euphorbiaceae
Product: ATG8-interacting protein 1
Exons: 3
Coding region: 175-960 (261 amino acids)
Cellular component (GO): intracellular membrane-bounded organelle
Source: RefSeq, a predicted model, not a curated record
AGGUUACCCCAUUCCUUACCGAUAAAUCCCAGUAUAAAAUUAUAAAGCUUGAUUCUGUACAAUUAUCCGGGUAGUUAUCAUUCUCAUCAAAACCGUCGUCAUCGUGGUAUCCAAUACCGCUCUCUCGUCCUAGAUCUCUUUCGAUUGUGGUUCUGAAGAUAGAAGCCUUGGAGGAUGGCAGCUAACGAGGAAGGAGACGAGAAUACCUCUCGUGGAAAUGAGUGGGAAGUUGUAUCACUUACAGCAUCAGCCUAUGCUGCAGCUCCUGGUCCGGAAGAAGUUGAAUUGAAGGAUGAAAACAAGGAUAAUGCACAAAAAGAGGAUGAAGCAGAAACUUCUCGUGCUUUGUUCAUGUCUGAUCACUUUGUCUUUCCCCCAAGCCAACAUGAGAAUUUGCCAUUGGAGGCUGAUAAUAGUGAAAUUCUCAAUGAACAAAUUGGGGAGAGCGUUGCCUCUGUACUGGAUGUGGAAGAAGGGGAUAAAUCAGGCGGAAAGAAUGAAGAAAAUUUCAAACUUAAGGAGUUGAAUGCACCUGAAGAGUUUCCUGGAAUACAGUUUUUGGAUGACAAGGAACAGAAUAUAUACAGUGCAGAUCCUUUUAGUUCUUUGCACAGUGAAAGUGGACUUGGUGGAUCAGCUGCAUAUGGGGAGAAACUGGUUAUUCCUGAUGUAAAUGAACAGGUUGAAAGUGGAUUGGAUUACUCUACGGACACUAGCUCUCCAAAAUCUGCUAAAGAUGGUAUAUAUGAUGGGUCUGUCAUUCCAUGUGAAGCUUGGUGGAAGAGAAGGGCAGCUUCCUUGUAUACUCAUGCGAAAGAGACAAAUGCAUUUUGGUCCAUUUUCGUUGCAGCGGCAGUUAUGGGCCUUGUAAUUCUUGGGCAGCGCUGGCAACAGGAAAGGUGGCGGGCUUUGCAACUCAAGUGGCAGGCUAGCAUUCAUGAGAUGUGCUUGGACUUGUGAAGCUCUGAGCGUAUAUCAUACUACUUAUAUUGGACUGGAAAGGUAUAAUCCUGCUGGUUGAUGUGUAAUCAAUGAUACAUUCUAGACUGAUGCAAGAAUGUCUACUUGAGAAAGAGAGAAACGGGCGUGGCUACUGAGAUGCUAUCCAAUGCAAUAUUGAGCUAAAACCAAACGGGAUUUGAAAUUUAUUAGUUGAUGAAUUAACUUA